This is a messenger RNA of Parnassius apollo (apollo), 1272 nucleotides long. The record is from the annotation of a GenBank genome assembly. Lineage: Eukaryota; Metazoa; Arthropoda; Insecta; Lepidoptera; Papilionidae.
AUGGAGGAAGAAGAAGCUUCCACCAGUUCUGCAACACCGCCAAAGAAAAUAAGACGAAUGUGCCAUUAUAAUAAAGACUGGGAAAAUAAAUAUUCUUGGAUAACUAAAGCCAACGUCGACACUAGAGCUUACUGUAAAAUUUGUAGAAAUGAAUUUGCUGUGGCUGAAGGUUUGAAGGGGGUGAACCAGCAUGCCUCUACAGAAAAGCAUAAAGAGGCGGAAAGUGCGCAAGCCAAGUCCCAAAGAAUGGACUCUUUCUUUACGCCUAAAGGAAGCGCACAGAGUGAAAAAGUAAGCCUUGCCGAGUUAGCAGAUAUUUUUCACUCUGUAAAACAUCACAUCUCCUAUUUGGCUCAAGAUUGUUCAUUAAAUGUCAGAAAACAAACCAUCACAGAUUCGGAAAUCGUGAAACAAAUGACCGGAGGGCGCACCAAAUGCACUGCCAUUGUGAAUCAAGUUCUGUACCCUUAUUCAAUGGAACUGGUCCAAGAGGAUUUGAAAGAAGUCAUGCCUUUUUCCGUCGCUACUGAUGCGUCGAAUAAAGGAAACAAGAAGUUGUUCCCAGUUGCCGAAGUGUUACUAUUACUGGAAAAUAACGACACAUUAGCUUUCAGUCUACACAAUAUUAUGACACAAUUCCGGGACACAAUAGUGAAAAAAAUUUAUGAUGAACACUUCGGAAUGAAAGUGCGUAUGGCCAUGAACAAAAAGUACCUAUCGGAUGAAGAAACUCAGGAGUUUAAAAAACACGCCCUGAUUGCUUAUCAACGAGCUGUUGCUUAUUUGGAAAAGUGGUUCCAGUUCGAAAACUCGGUGUUCAGAAGCUUCAGUUGCUUGGACCUUGAACGCGGUCUACCAACUCUGGACCAACUAAUUGAAUUGUGGACUCUAACGAGAAGCAACGACACUCCACCGGAAGCACUCUACUCAGAGUUGGCUAUACUUAGUAGUGUUUACCAGUCCCUGGAGGGAAAGUCAGUGGAUAUGUGGUGCAGCUUUUUUAGUAAAGAAUCAGCGCCAAAUCUUCUCAAAUUGGUUCAACAUGUAUGCAGCAUUCCUGUAUCGAACGCCUUCGUCGAGCGCAUUUUCAGUGUGAUGGGGAAUAUAUGGACCAAUGAACGAAACCGCCGUGGUCUAGAGACUGUGAAAAGUGAACUGUGUGUUUUUUUCAACAUAAACUCGAGCUGCACUGAUUUUAAAGAACGUGUUGUAUCAAAUAAAACACUAUUGAAAGCGGUUGCGUCAAAUGCAAAAUAUGUUAAAAAGAAGUAA